Molecule: messenger RNA, 663 nt
Organism: Eimeria mitis
Lineage: Eukaryota; Apicomplexa; Conoidasida; Eucoccidiorida; Eimeriidae
Source: RefSeq, a predicted model, not a curated record
AUGCAGCACACUGCGGCCUGGCUGAAGCUGCUUGAGGUGUACAUACAGCUGGGGGAGCAGAGCCCCCUCUGUAGGGUCAACCAGCUGCGGCGCAUCUCCUUCACUUUCUUGUUAGAGAGUGCCGAUGCCCUCGCUGCUGCUCCGCGGUCUUUGCAGUUUUUUAUUGAGGCUCAUCAGCAGCCUUUCUCUGCUGUAGAACCUCAGGCCUAUCACCAAACCCUCGUAAAAACGCUGCAGCGUCUCCUCGGCUUCUCUCCCUCGGGGCCCCAGCCCGUGGGGCCCUACACAGUGGAUGUACACCUGAAGGCUGGGGAUAUCGAUGAACCCCUUACACGCUUGCUGCAGCAGCAGCAGCAGGAAGGCCUUGCUCCAGACAGCAGCAGCAGCAGCAGCAGCAGCAGCAGCAGCAGCAGCAGCAGCAGCAACAGGGGGCGCGACAUCUGCUUGGACCUGUUGUCUGAGGGUUGUUACUGUCCUCUAUCGGGGGCCCUGCUGGGGGCCCCCCUGCUGAAGGCGCAGCAGCUGCAGCAGCUGGGGUGUAUCUACAGCAGCAUCAGAAGGCGGCAGUGGGUGGAAGCAGAUGCAGAGCAGCAGCAGCAGCUGCUGCUUCAGGCGCUGCAGCAGGCUGUUGAUAAAAACAGCAGCAGCAGCACAGCUGCGUAG